This is a messenger RNA of Pseudogymnoascus destructans, 3239 nucleotides long. RefSeq lists its product as uncharacterized. Bases 657 to 3239 code for a protein of 860 amino acids. The record is from RefSeq and is a predicted model, not a curated record. The transcript has 2 exons. NCBI's taxonomy places the organism in Eukaryota, Fungi, Ascomycota, Leotiomycetes, Thelebolales, Thelebolaceae.
UACCUACUCCCUACUCUACCUACUACUCUGGCUAGUCUGAUUUGUCUGAUUUGUUAGAUUUUUGUUACCUACUACGUCGCUCAUACUCUACUUCGUACUAAAUUAAUCUGACGCUUACUUAUCAAUAGUGUACUAUUUAGAAAUUAAUACAGUUGAUACGACCAAUCAUCUCUCUCUGUCCCAUCUUAUUCCUUUCUUACUCUUUAAUACGCCGGGCCCGGCGUGGUUUGUAGCGUUGUAGGUAGAUAGGUAUGUAGCAACGUCCUUUUUUGCCUCUAGACUUUUUUCCUUUAAUACAAACUGAUCCUAACCCAUAUCUGUAGACUGAUCCACCCAUGAACUCUUAAAAAGGUUGGCUUGUCCAUAAUCGAUAAUAUACAUACCUCCCACCCCCAAUGGUCACUUUCGCUGCUUUCAAAUCAUAAUCUCUCUCUCUCUCCGUGGCGUGAAACUCUUUGUUCCCUCUUUUAACUCAAAAUCACUUGUUCUUCUUUCUUGUUCGUGUCAAAGGGUUGGUCCCUCAUUAUUCUUCAAAAGGGCCGGUCGGUCAUAAGUUAUAAUCACCCCGCGAGCUCCCUGACUUCACCUAUCGCGCAACAAAUCAUCAACCGGUUAUCACAGCAAGGGUCUGAUGUGCACCCUCUAACACCCUCAAAAUGCAACAGCCCAUGGAUCUCGAUCCUGAAGCGCCGCCGACUAACCAAAGCCACAAAGUCGACAAAACUUCCACCACCUCACACGCCAAAACACACGAUGCGCCACCCUCAUCUGGCCACCCAUCACCCGCACCAUCAAGCGGCUCGGGUCACCACAACGAGCUCUACGACCGCGAGCUCUCCAACUUCAACGCCGUAGUCGCCUCCAUCUCACCCGCCGCAGCCCGCGCCGGCGUGCGCCAAAACUGGCGCAAAUGCCUCCUGGGCUCAUCCAGCGAUGAGUCGUUCUUCAUUCGUAGUCUCAUGGGGCGGACUUCAGAUCACGUGAUGACUAGGACCUUGGAGGAUGAGCAGGAGAGGAUCUUGGAGGUGGCGAGUGAGCACUGCAAGGCCUUUCUGGAUCAGGCGAUGGCGAUGAGGUUGGAGAGUAUUAGCGCGAAGGAUUUGGUGGCGGCGUUGGCUAAGGCGAGACGGUUGGGGUAUGAUGAGAUGGACUUGGUUGAGGCGGAUGAGAUGGUCGUGCCAGCAGAGAGGGCGGAGGCGGAUGAGCCGAACGACACGGAGGAGGAGGCGGAAGAGAAAUUGCAGGUCGAGGUGCCUGAAGUGUUGGAGGUGGAGGGUGGUGCGCGGAAGGAUAGCUGGGCGAAGGAGAGGUUGAUGGAGUUCAGGAUGAAGGAGCAGGAUGAUGCGCGCCAGGGGUCGCAGACGGUGUUUAGCCAGACUGAGGGACAUGCCAAGCGCAAGAGUAAACGCAAGGUGUGCCCGGCUUGCGGCGCGACGUUUCUCCAAUCUGCUGGAUUGAAGUAUCAUAUGGAUCGUAAGGUCUGUGAGAGACAAAAACCGACUGCUCCUUUGAAGUUUUGGUGUGAUCUAUGCUCAAAGGGGUUUACAACAUCUGGGGGUCUCACUUAUCACCGAUUGAACAAUGUUUGCAAGGGCCAUGAAACCUCAGCGAUGUCGUCUCCCAACGCCCAGCUUCAAGCUGAGCAGGCAGCAAAAUAUGCCAAGCCUCCACGAAACCUAACACCCAGAGAGCUUCUUAAAUCAGAGCCAUACCCCGGGGCCUUGAACGUUCGCACCUAUUCUCCUCCUCGGAACGCGCAAAUGCCAGCAGCGCGCUUCACAGAAUUCAAAGCCUCUCCCAAACCACUACCCAUGCACCCAUCGCCACAGCAAUACCAACCGCAACCGCAAUCCACGCCCUCCUCAGGCUCCAAACCAUCCGUCGCCCUCACCCCCGAACAAUUCACCGAAAUGAACGCAAAACUCGAAAAGGAAGAACGCCGCUUCGAAUCCGUCCUCGCAAAAGUAUCCCCCCACCUCUCCUCCGCCGACCGCCACGCCGAGAUCAAGCGCCUCAAAGCGGGAAGCUCAACCCGCAAAUCCAUCAUCCGCCGCGAAUACGGCGUGCAAGUCCGCCGCUCCAAGGUCGCCACCGCGAACGCCAUACGCACGGCUAGUGGUGGGGUUGAUAUCUCGAUGGUCGAUGCGCCGCCGAGCACGAAUGGGUUCGCAGCGAUAAACCGCAUUGCUCCAUGCCGCGCGGAGCCGAGCGAGCCGGACUCGAAGAGGAGGCGUACGGGCGAAGUGGAGGUUAGGGGGAGAAAUCCGUCGAUGUACGACCCGCUCCGCGAUGACUCGGAGCGCAGUCGCAGCGUGGAGUAUCCACGUCCUGGUUUCAACGGGGCGCAACAACUUCCUCAUCCCGACCAGGUGCUGAAAUCAGAUAAUCGCCCGACGACGGCACAGAGGCAGAACGGUAUCAUUCCGCGUUCGAGACCGCCGCUACCGCUGCAUGCCCAGCGACCACCUCACGGUACGCCACAACAUGACCCGUACCGGCAACCGAGUUACCAGCACCACCAAACCCCGACGGGAGGGUUUACAAGCGUCAAUACUGAGCCCAGCGUAUCUACCCCGCACGGCCGCUGCGAUAGACAUCACGCCCCAGUAGCACGAAUGCAAACCUACGCCGCCCCCCCUUUCUACGUUGACCAAGACCGGCGGGAACCCGCGCACCCCGCACACCCGCCCUACCACCCUGGCCACCCCACCCACGACGCAGCGGGUACAUUCGGGGUUCUGAAAUCGCAUAAAAAAGUCCCUGUCCGCGAGGCGCAAGCACAGUGGGAGAAUCUUCAGGGUGGCGGCGGACAGUUGGGGGUGAAUGGCGUGGAGAGGAAGACGAGCGCGAGGACGGGGGGUUUGAUCCAGAUUCUGUCCGAUUCGUCGUCGUAUUCGCAUACCCCGCCCCAGGAGAAAGUAGUCGCGCAAGCGCCGCAGAAAGCGCCUGCCCCGUCGUCGGCGGAUGUUCCGCCUGACUCAAGGAAGAGUGCGGGGGUGUGUGGGAGGCCAACUGCGCUGCCUGCGCGUAGCUCGCCGCGGCCGGGGGAGAAGGUGGGGGAGGUGAGGGAGGUGAGGGGAGAGGAGGAGAGUGAUAGCGAUGAUGGAAGUGAUACGAGUAUACCGGCGCGCAGGACGCCGGUGAAGAAUGAGGCGUAUCGGGAUACGGCGCAGCCGCGGAGCGCUUGGGGGAAGGGGAAGUAUGGGAGGGAUGAGAAGGAGAAUAGGGGGUUUGAAUAG